CUUGGAUGAAUUGGCCACAUUGUAGAGACUUUGAGGGACUCUAGAGAACUUGUUAGAGACAUAGAAAUCCAGCCUUGUUUCGCCUUGAGAAAGCCGUUUACAAGAUGAUUGGGAAGAAGUGUUUGAUUUUCUUCGUACUGCUAGUUUUCCUGGAGACAGCUCUGAAGAUCGAAGCAGCUGCGAGUGUUAGUGUUGCAAACAACUACUUGAAUCUACGAGGAAACGCCCAUAUCCAGUUUUUAGAGCCGCAAGAGCGAGUUUGGGCUGGUCUUUCCAACGGUCGUCGUUAUCCUGUUAUUCACAGCGGUGACCGUAUCGCUCUACGAGUGAUGUACAGUAGCUACUCGACCAGGUGGAUAAGAUGCUACUCAAGCUACUGCUAUUAUUCAUCAUGUCCUGGAGACAAGAUAAUGCCCUCCACCAAAUGGUCCUCCUGUACGUAUGAGCAGUUCUACAUCCGGGGAGUCAACAAGAAUGACGGACAGACGAUCCUCAGCGGAGAUUACGUCACACUUGCGUGCGUCAGCGAAAGCUACUUCAAGGGGAACAACGCGUUCGUCUACUCGUUUCUGACCUUCCAGAUCUUCUCUCGUAACAGCGUAGACGGGCAAGACCCGAUACAGUACGGCGACACUGUAGGCUUCCGCUACCCGUACUAUAACCCUAGUUACUGGCUGUACUUUAGCGGGUCCUACCUCUAUGCCCGAUCGUGCAGCUCUAACACUAAAACUUCUUGCGCUUAUAAAGGCAAUUUGUUUGGCUUCCAGAUUUUCAAACCUUUGUAAAAUCAACCCUUGUGAAACUUCACUCAAUAUGCGAGGAAUUAAUUUGUUACCCAUAAACUUAAGUAAGAAUGAAAUGUAAUUAAUCUAUUAAUUAAUAUCCAUUAAAAUUAAGUCUAUUGAUUUUAAAAA
Messenger RNA from Actinia tenebrosa (Australian red waratah sea anemone), 914 nucleotides. RefSeq lists its product as uncharacterized. Lineage: Eukaryota; Metazoa; Cnidaria; Anthozoa; Actiniaria; Actiniidae. The record is from RefSeq and is a predicted model, not a curated record.